AUGAAUAUUACUGUCAAAACGGGUGGAUUUGCCCAGGAGCAGACCGAUGUUAUCGCCAUCGGUGUAUUGGAAAACCCGGAUUUCUAUAGUGCACCUCUCCAAAACAUAGAACAAGCUCUCGGUGGACGCAUUCGUGAAGUAAUGAACCUCGGUGAUUUCACAGGCAAACAUAAGACGACCAGCUGGCUCUAUACAAACGGAGCCAUCGCGGCACCGCGUGUGCUUUUGGUGGGUUUGGGUGAAUAUCACGAUCUCACUGCCGAGAAGGUGCGUGAGGCAGCAGGGAACGCAGCGCGGGCGAUCCGCGACAUGGGUUUAAGCACUGCCGCAAUUCCGAUUCCUAUCGAAGCCACUCCCGAAAUGAUUCAAGCCGCCACGGAGGGAAGCCUUCUCGCACUCUAUCAGUUCAACGAACACAAAACGAACACCGACGAUGAUGACAAGAAAAAGAAACUUGAAUCUCUUACGUUUUUAGUUGAAAACGAGCAAAUCAAGGCAACGAUAGAAGGUGCUGUGGCGCGCGGGAAAACGAUAGCCAACGGCACUCUCCUCGCUCGAGACUUAAGCAACCAACCCGCAAACUAUCUCACACCGACACAACUCGCUGAAAAGGCACAAACGGUGGCAGAAACAGCGGGACUCGAUUGCGAAAUUUUUGACAAAGCGACCCUUGAGGAGAAAGGUUUCCGUACACUCCUCGCUGUUGCGCAGGGGAGUGUUGAAGAACCUCGAUUCAUCAUUCUGGAAUAUACACCAGACGGCGAAGGACAAGACACCGUCGUGCUUGUCGGAAAAGGGAUUACCUUCGACACAGGCGGAAUUUCUCUCAAAGGCGGAGGCGGUAUGCACGAAAUGAAGCAUGAUAUGUCGGGUGCCGCUGCAGUAAUAGGCGCGAUGCAGGCGAUCGGACAGCUGAAGCCCAACGUGCGCGUCAUCGGUGUGAUUGCUGCGUCCGAGAAUAUGCCGAGUGGGACCGCUGUUAAGCCGGGCGAUGUCGUCACCUCCUACGGCGGUAAAACGAUUGAGAUCCUCAACACCGAUGCUGAGGGACGGUUGGUGUUAGCAGAUGCUCUCGGAUGGGCAGCUCAGUAUAAUCCGAAGGGUGUUGUUGACUUAGCCACGCUCACCGGUGCCGUGAUAACCUGUUUAGGACAUAUCGCGGCGGGUGCGAUGGGCACGGAUGAGGAACUCAUGUCGAAAGUGAAAUCGGCAGCCGUAAAGACGCACGAACGGGUCUGGGAAUUGCCGCUUUGGGACGACUACGAUGAAGGGGUUAAAAGCAAGAUUGCGGAUGUACAGAACAUCGGCGACGGCGGUGCCGGUACGAUUGCUGGUGGUGCGUUUUUGAAGAAGUUCGCGGAAGGUUAUCCGUGGGUCCACCUCGACAUCGCUGGCACUGCUUGGGGGAUGAAGGGUUCCAGUUACAUCCCGGAAGGCGCGUCCGGCUACGGCGUGCGAUUGCUGGUGCAACUGGUUGAAGAUUGGUAG
This is a messenger RNA of Geodia barretti, 1488 nucleotides long. Lineage: Eukaryota; Metazoa; Porifera; Demospongiae; Tetractinellida; Geodiidae. The record is from the annotation of a GenBank genome assembly.